AUGCCCAGGGCAGAUGUGGUGUUCCUAGCAUCUUUAUUUGAAGAAGAGGCCACUCCUAUGAUUACAGCUUAUUUCGACAGUUCUUUCUACCCCAAAAACCAAGUUGCCGGCAUUGGAGUUUGGAUGAUCGAUUCUAAGAAGAAUAAAGUAGCCGACCUUUCUAUCACUUUGCCAGCAACAUCAGUUAAUGAAGCAGAGUACUUGGCGGCUAUCAAUGCCAUGAAGUUGGCCACAAAUCUCAAGUUUAGGCGAGUCACUUUCAUUGGAGAUGUGCAACUCAUCAUACGCCAACUUACUAGAGAAUACCAAGUCCACAAGGAGAACCUGAAAGAGCUAUGGCAGCGGGCGGUCAACCUAAAGGAUGAGUUCUCUCAUAUGACUUUUUAA
Molecule: messenger RNA, 387 nt
Organism: Selaginella moellendorffii
Lineage: Eukaryota; Viridiplantae; Streptophyta; Lycopodiopsida; Selaginellales; Selaginellaceae
Exons: 1
Coding region: 1-387 (128 amino acids)
Molecular function (GO): nucleic acid binding; RNA-DNA hybrid ribonuclease activity
Source: RefSeq, a predicted model, not a curated record